Molecule: messenger RNA, 308 nt
Organism: Dovyalis caffra
Lineage: Eukaryota; Viridiplantae; Streptophyta; Magnoliopsida; Malpighiales; Salicaceae
Source: the annotation of a GenBank genome assembly
ACCACCACCUCAAUCUUCUUGGGCACGCUUGGAUACUGUUUACCGAAGGCAAGCCAUUGGAAUUGGUUGUGGAAUCAAUAAUUGAAUCAUGCAAUCUCUCUGAAUUGAUACGUUCGAUUCACAUCGCUCUAUUGUGUGUGCAAGAAGAUCCAGCAGAUAGGCCAAGCAUGUCGUGUGUGGUUUUGAUGUUGGGAAAUGAAGAGACCUUGCCUCAGCCUAAACAACCUGGCUUUUUUACUGACAGGGAUCUGAUAGAAGUGGCUUAUUCAUCUAACAAAUGCUCGAUUUCAUUGUUAGAGGCAAGAUAG